This is a messenger RNA of Solea senegalensis (Senegalese sole), 2129 nucleotides long. It is a transcript of the gene anp32a, whose product is annotated as acidic (leucine-rich) nuclear phosphoprotein 32 family, member A. Lineage: Eukaryota; Metazoa; Chordata; Actinopteri; Pleuronectiformes; Soleidae. Gene Ontology annotation, cellular component: nucleus. Gene Ontology annotation, molecular function: histone binding. Bases 133 to 900 code for a protein of 255 amino acids. The transcript has 7 exons. Gene Ontology annotation, biological process: regulation of apoptotic process. The record is from RefSeq and is a predicted model, not a curated record.
AUCCCGCGCUCAGCUCCCGCCCACCGAGCGGAUCAAGUUUGAAUGAACAACAGCAGCUUGCUGUGGAGGUGCGAGUUGCAUUUGCAGUAAUUAUUAAAAGUGUGAAUCGCUUUGGGGGCGCGCGGAACCAGGAUGGACAUGAAGAAAAGAAUUCAUCUAGAGUUGCGGAACCGCACUCCGUCAGACGUCAAAGAACUUGUGCUUGACAACUGUCGCUCAAACGAAGGCAAGAUCGUGGGUCUGACAGAUGAAUUUGAAGAGCUGGAAUUUCUAAGCACAAUCAAUGUUGGCUUGACGACAGUUGCCCACUUGCCAAAGCUAAAUAAACUCAAAAAGCUUGAACUCAGCGAUAACAGGAUCUCAGGGGGGUUAGAAGUUCUGGCAGUAAAGUGCCCCAACCUCACACAUCUCAACCUCAGUGGCAACAAGAUUAAAGACCUCAGCACAAUAGAGCCAUUGAAAGAACUGGGGACUCUGAAAAGCCUCGAUCUGUUUAACUGUGAGGUGACAAACCUCAACGAAUACAGAGACAACGUCUUCAAGCUACUACCCCAGCUCACGUACCUGGAUGGGUACGACAAAGACGACAAAGAGGCACCGGACUCGGACACGGAGGUCUACGCAGAGGGGUUGGACGACGAUGAGGAGGAUGAAGACGAUGUAGACGAGGAGGAAUAUGAUGAAGACACAGCUCCAGGAGACGAGGAGGAGGAGGAGGAGGGAGAGGAGGAUGAAGAGGAGAAUGAAGAGGAGGAGGAGGAUGACCUCAGUGGAGAGGAGGAGGAAGAAGAAGACGUGAAUGACAAAGACGCCGAUGACGACGAUGAGGAGGAAGAAGAACGAGGUCAGAAAAGAAAACGAGACCUGGAUGAAGAAGGGGAGGAGGAUGAAGACGAUUGAAAGUCUUCCUGAAGCCACGUUUUGAACUGUUUUAAACUUGUAUCUCCAAGUCACCCACCCCCACCCACCCCAGUUGAAUAUUGCAGUAGGAGUGGUUUUCUUGUUAUUGGCCAGUCAGGUAGACGGGGCUGUCAGUAGAAAUAUGUUUAAGUUAUGUACCUUUGCUCCCGUGGUCAGUCCCGCUGUCCACAUCUGACCGCUCUGUCGACGCGGAGUUUUGUAAUAUCCAAUAAUAGCAAAGAUGAACCUUUUUAAGAAUUGUUUCUGUUUUCUCACUGUUUGUGUAAGACAAGUUUCUGAUGACUUGUGUAUUUUAAGAUCCUCCCCCUUUAAAAGAAAAGAUAAAAUUACAAAAAAAAAGAGUGCAUGUCUAAUACACAACUACUGGAUUUCAUGUACGAUUGUCCUUUUCCUCAUCUUCAACUUAUUAUUAUUAUAAUUAUUAUUAUUAUUUUUAUUUUUUUUAAAUGUAAGUUAUGUGUUUGUAGUGUCACCAGUAUGCCAAUACUCUCUCUGCUGUCCUGGUGUGAAACUUCAGUCUGAACAUGCACACGUGUAAACCUCACAGGGCAUAUUUUUAAAUAUCAUAAUAUUAUAACAAAAAAAAAUGUCUGCCCUUGUCAAAGCUAUUCCUCCGCCUCCUCCUCCUCCUCCUCCUUAAACCCUCAGCUUUGAUAGUUCGGAAAUUACGUGUUCUUGUAAAUAAUGACCAAAUCUAUUUUUUUGUAUUCUCUUUGAUGAUGGCAGACAUUGAACAGACACAUGAGGUGAAGCCACAAAUUGUAAUAAGAUAUUAAAUAUCUAUGCUGUUUUAUCUUUAACAACAAAAAAAAAAGAAUAGCAGUGGGAAAUUUCUUGAAUUUGAAGACAACUUUGUACGCAUUCUCCUUCCAUAGCAACAAAUGUCCGACAUCGGAGCUCAUCAUUACUUUCUCCACGUUAUUUUCUGUGACACGCAGGUGGCAAUGUUUGGAUUUGUGGUGGUAGUGUAGAGAAAUACUUGAUAUGUAAAUGGAGGUUACAGCUGCAGUGUGAAUUAAAAAUGUAUUGUUUUAAAGUGUAAACUCUGGAAAACAGUCAGUUAUUGGGACUUUGUUUUCACCAGUAUACAAUGGUCAAAUUGGCCUACCUCAGUGAUUUCUUUCUUUCUUUCACUAUGUUAAUUCCACUGUCAUGACCCCAAGUUAUGUUCCCCCCUCAUUCACUUCAAUAAAUCCCUUUUAUAUUUA